Molecule: messenger RNA, 2324 nt
Organism: Coregonus clupeaformis (lake whitefish)
Lineage: Eukaryota; Metazoa; Chordata; Actinopteri; Salmoniformes; Salmonidae
Product: zinc finger protein 883-like
Exons: 3
Coding region: 459-2324 (621 amino acids)
Biological process (GO): regulation of transcription by RNA polymerase II
Cellular component (GO): nucleus
Molecular function (GO): DNA-binding transcription factor activity, RNA polymerase II-specific; RNA polymerase II transcription regulatory region sequence-specific DNA binding
Source: RefSeq, a predicted model, not a curated record
UGAGAAAAUGAACAACAAAGGAAUAACUUUUCAUUUCUCUAACCCCAACCCGGCCUGGUCAACUUCGUCUACUUCGCAAGCGUUCCCGGAAGUCUCGCGAUGUUUCGCCUCCGGGUUUAGAAACUCAAUAAUCUUGCAUUCAGACGUAAAGUGAAACGUCUGAAAGCGUUUUACGACAUUUCGUUCUCAGUCGGUAGUUUAGCUUGCUGAGUUUUUCUUGUUCAUUUUAAACCGCAACACGGUCUGGUGUGGGAAGAGGAAUACCAGACAGUGGAUAGACUUGCAGCAGCACAACAAGGGUCGUGUGAGAUUAUGGUGUUUUUAUUUUCACUGUAAAUCAAAUCUAACCAAAAGCUUCAAUUUGCUGCCUGCAAAAGCAGACAAAACUGUUGUGUAUAGAAUAGAACAGCAGACUUUGUUGGUUUGCAGCCUCUGGUUUUACCCACACACCAGAGAAAAUGGCGGAACUUGAGGACGCAGGACUGCCCCGAACAAUGCAGGAGAACCGAAAUGAAGAGGAUCCGGGCAAUUCAAAGGCAGAGGAGAUGGACAUCCCAGAAGACCUGCAAGAAGACAACCUGAUCGAGCAGGAACACUUCCACAGUUCUAAUUAUGAGAAGCAAGAUGGACAUUUGGCAGUUAGGAGGAAUGUAAUAUUAGAACGAACUAAAUUCAACCAAAGACAACAAGAAGCAGGAGAGACAGCUGAUGAUUUUAUCACUGCACUUCAUUGUUUGUCAGAACAUUGCGGUUAUGGAGCUCUGCUCAGUGAGAUGAUAAGAGACCGACUAGUCAUGGGCUUACAUGACAAAAGACUGUCCAAGCAAUUACAAAUGGACCCAGAAAUAACACUGGAUAAAGCUGUCACACGCAUUCGUCAAACUGAACUUGUGAAAAAGCAACAGGACCUGCUGGAGCAUACCUUCAAAGCUGCCAGCAGUGCAGCAAAUGUAGAGCGUGUGCUUUCACAUAGCAAACAGCAAUGCCCAGCCAAUGCCCAGUGCCAAUCAGAGAAGAAGAAUCAAAACUCAGAAAGACCACAACAACCCCAAACAACGCAGGAGAAUGAAGAGGAGCCCCAAGAGACUGGUGGCACUGAUGAGUGGAUCGAGGGUUUCAGUCCUGGAGGAGAGAAGCCACACUACUGCUUCCACUGCGGUAAGAGCUUUAGAAAAGUGAGGGAUCUUAUAAGACACCAACGAACACAUACAGGAGAGAAGCCUCACCACUGCCCUGAUUGUGAACAAAGUUUUGCUCGAUUAGAUCGUCUUAAGUCACACCAGCUAACACAUACAGGAGUGAAGGCUCACCAAUGCCCUGAUUGUGACAAAAGUUAUUCUCAAUCGUAUCAUUUGAAAAGACACCACCAGCGAAAGCAUAUGAAAGGGAAAUACUUCCACUGCAAUCAUUGUGAGGAACUUUUCUCCAAACCAGAAGAUCUAAAAACACACAUGCAUUUACAUGCUGAAGAAAAUGCAUACCUUCCGCAAGAAACUCAUACAGGUGAGAAGCCUUACCACUGCUCUAUCUGCGACACAAGUUUUGUGGGAAGGCAGAGGUUUAUAAAACACCAACUAACACACAUGGAAAAGAAACCUUACCACUGUUCAAGGUGUGAUAAAAGAUUUCCUGACAUGGAAAAACUAAGAUCACACCUUCCAGUACAUACUGGAGACCUGGCACUCCACUGUUCUGACUGUGGAAAGUGUUUCUUAAACAAGACAAAGUUUGAAAGACAUCAAAGAACACACACUGGAAGUGUACUAUACCUCUGCACUGACUGUGGGGAGGGUUUUACAAAUAUGCAACAGUUGGAAGGGCACCAGCGAAUGCACACUGGAGAGAAACCAUACCACUGCACUGAUUGCGGGAAGAGUUUUGCGCUUGAAAAAACAUUUAAGUGUCAUAAGCAAGCACACAAGUUCAAACUCUCUGGAGAAAGAGCAGCCUAUCCUUGCUUGGAAUGUGGAAAUACUUUUUCUCGUUCAUGUGACGUGAUGACUCAUGUGAGAAGGGUGCAUAAUAAAGAGAGACCUUUCCAGUGCUCCUGCUGUGGGAAAAGAUUUUUCCAAAAGAACUCUCUUACAAUACAUAUGAGAAUUCAUACUGGAGAGAAACCGUAUCGCUGCUCAGACUGUGGACAAAGCUUCUCCCAAAUUAAUGACAGAAACGCCACCAGAAGAGGCAACACUCUGGAGAGGAGACAACUUCUAUCCUACAGUCUGAAAGGGAAAGUCAUAGAGACACUCAAUAAGAAAGGACUACUACAACAGAGACACACAAAAUGCAAUAUUAGCGGUAGGAAGAUUAACGGUAGCUACUGA